UAAGAAAGACGUGACAAGCCAACCAAUAAACCAAAAGAAGAAAAAAGCUAAAACAACUGACACCGGAAAAAGAAAAUGUCACGGCUCGAGAACGAUCAUCCGCUUCUAACCGAGAGAAUCCACGAGGAGGAAGAGGAAGAAGAAACCGCAUACGAGGAGGCGGAGAAAGUCCACAUCGUGAGAGACGAGGACGACAACGAGAGAGACCUCGAGUACGGAGUCGGAUGCGGCGGCGCGCCGCCCUUCUCCUGGAGGAAGCUAUGGCUGUUCACCGGACCCGGGUUCCUGAUGAGCAUUGCCUUUCUCGAUCCGGGAAACCUCGAAGGCGAUCUCCAGGCCGGAGCCGUCGCGGGUUACUCGCUCCUCUGGCUCCUCAUGUGGGCGACGGCGAUGGGUCUCUUGGUCCAGCUUUUAUCGGCGAGGCUCGGCGUCGCGACGGGUCGUCACUUGGCCGAGCUUUGCCGGGAGGAGUAUCCGACUUGGGCGGGGAUGGUUCUGUGGGUUAUGGCUGAGUUGGCUUUGAUUGGAUCUGAUAUUCAGGAGGUCAUUGGGAGUGCGAUCGCUAUCAAGAUUCUGACCAAUGGGAUCUUGCCUCUCUGGGCUGGUGUCGUUAUUACAGCUCUCGACUGUUUCGUCUUCUUGUUUCUUGAGAACUACGGAAUAAGGAAACUGGAGGCGGUGUUUGCGGUUUUGAUCGGAACAAUGGCGGUGGCAUUCGCUUGGAUGUUCGGUCAAGCCAAGCCUAGUGGCUCUGAGCUUCUCGUUGGCAUACUGGUACCGAAACUGAGCUCAAGAACAAUACAAAAAGCAGUCGGAGUUGUGGGUUGCAUUAUAAUGCCACACAACGUCUUUCUUCACUCAGCUCUCGUCCAAUCCCGAGAAGUCGACAAACGGCAGAAGUACAGAGUCCAAGAAGCUAUAAACUACUACACAAUCGAAUCCACGAUCGCUCUCAUCGUCUCCUUCAUGAUCAACCUCUUCGUCACAACGGUCUUCGCCAAAGGGUUCUACAACACCGACCUGGCCGACAGCAUCGGCCUGGUGAACGCCGGUCAGUAUCUGCAGGACAAAUACGGAGGCGGGCUGUUCCCGAUACUGUACAUCUGGGGGAUAGGGCUGCUGGCCGCUGGACAGAGCAGCACCAUCACGGGCACAUACGCGGGACAGUUCAUCAUGGGAGGGUUUCUAAAUUUCAAGAUGAAGAAGUGGUUGAGGGCUUUGAUCACGCGUAGCUGCGCGAUCAUUCCAACCAUCAUCGUUGCUCUAGUGUUUGAUUCCUCUGAAGCUACGCUCGAUGUCUUGAACGAGUGGCUUAACGUGCUUCAGUCCAUUCAGAUCCCGUUUGCGCUUAUUCCGUUGCUGUGUUUGGUCUCCAAGGAACAGAUCAUGGGUAGUUUCAAAAUCGGUCCUUUGUAUCAGACAAUCGCUUGGCUUGUUGCUGCGCUUGUGAUAAUGAUAAACGGUUAUCUGUUGCUCGAGUUCUUCUCCUCGGAGGUUACUGGCGUCCUCUAUACAGGUUUCGUGACUAUGUUCACGGCUUCGUAUGGUGCGUUCAUAGUCUACCUGAUUGCUCGUGGCAUUGAUUUUACUCCGUGGCGCUCUAAAGCAGAGUCUAGUCGAUGAGAAUGUGUGGAUCAAACCAGAGAAUGUAGCUCUGUUGUGUGUGUUUCGAUCAUUUUGUUUUUUGUAUUAUAUAUGUAUCAUAAAAAGAAGGCUCUUCUAUGUAUAAGUAGAUAAGCCCCCAGAGAUGAGAGAAUUGAAUAAAGAUGUUUUCACAAUC
Molecule: messenger RNA, 1780 nt
Organism: Raphanus sativus (radish)
Lineage: Eukaryota; Viridiplantae; Streptophyta; Magnoliopsida; Brassicales; Brassicaceae
Product: metal transporter Nramp3
Exons: 4
Coding region: 76-1623 (515 amino acids)
Biological process (GO): defense response to bacterium; positive regulation of reactive oxygen species metabolic process; metal ion transport
Cellular component (GO): vacuolar membrane
Molecular function (GO): manganese ion transmembrane transporter activity; cadmium ion transmembrane transporter activity
Source: RefSeq, a predicted model, not a curated record